This is a messenger RNA of Corylus avellana, 1683 nucleotides long. Its product is annotated as sodium/calcium exchanger NCL1-like. Gene Ontology annotation, biological process: intracellular calcium ion homeostasis; calcium ion transmembrane transport. Gene Ontology annotation, cellular component: membrane. Gene Ontology annotation, molecular function: calcium ion binding; calcium:proton antiporter activity. NCBI's taxonomy places the organism in Eukaryota, Viridiplantae, Streptophyta, Magnoliopsida, Fagales, Betulaceae. The record is from RefSeq and is a predicted model, not a curated record.
AUGUCAAGAGUCUCUUUAAUCCUCCUCUCAAUCCUCCUAAUAACCCAUUUAGGAGAGAGCCGUUCGUUGGGCAAGAAUUCCAGCCUUAUAUCCGAUGGCAUACACCAUGGCAGCCAUUCUCCAGUCCUUGAAGUACUGGAUUUCAAAGCAACAACGGUUACCUGUGAGCCCAUCUAUGGCUUCCUGCCUUGCACAACAGAGGUCUGGGGGCAGCUGUUCAUGAUAGUAAUAUACGAGGUUUUGCUGUCCAUGGCAGGGACAUAUGUUUCCAAUGGGUCCAACCUCUUCUUCCAAAUGUUUGGAACUGGUGUCUUUGGUGCCAGCUUGUUCCAUGUUCUUGGCACAAUCCCACAAGUGGUUUUGGUACUUGUGACUGGAGUGACAGCUACUACAGCUACGAUUGAAACACUGGCAACAAUGGGAAUGGGCUUACUUGCAGGAUCAACAAUCAUGACUCUAAGUUUAAUCUGGGGUUCUGUCGUUGCUUUUGGUAGCUAUGAUCUUUCAAAGCCUUCAGCUAAUUCAUCAGAAGUGGAAAAUAAGACACCAUUCAGUUUAACCGGUUAUGGUGUUAGCACUGAUGUUGAGACCUACUAUACUGCUAGACUAAUGAUUGUAUCGAUGAUCCCAUUUCUCAUGCUGCAACUGGCAAAAGUUCUCAAUUCAUCUUCAGGGACACGAAUAGUAGUCUUAGUCUCCCUCCUUGUUACAAUUUCUUUCCUAAUCGUUUACUGCACCUUUCAGGUAUUCCAGCCGUGGAUUCAGAGCAGAAGACUUGAAUACUUGCUGCGUAAGCAUGUUCAGACAAACCUACUUCCAAGCCUUCGAACUGCUGGUGGCAGACCUAACCUAACACGUAUAAAAGAGAUUUUUCACAAAAUGGAUCAGAAUAAUGACAACUAUAUAUCUCCUAAGGAGUUAAGAGCUUUAAUCUUGGGAAUACAAAUAGAAGUAGGUGUAAAUAUGGAUGACCUCGAAGAAGAGCUGAUGAAGGAGUUCGAUAUAUCUGGUGAUUCUAAUGUAACUGAAUUUGAGUUCGUCAAUGGAAUCAAAAAAUGGCUUUCUGAGUCUCAGAACUCUACGAGUGAUAAAGAUCAGGACAGGCCAAAGUUUUUUCGCAGCAUCUCGGAGAAAACAAGUGAAGAGCAGAAGAGUCUAGUGGCUCAGAAAAAAGCGACUAAUAAGAGCACUGAUAAAGGGUGGUUGAAUUAUGUUAAGGCAGGUUUUCUAAUUGUUCUAGGAACUGCUAUCACGAUUGUGCUUGCACAGCCCCUUAUGGAAACUCUCCAGGACUUCUCUAGCUCUGUAAACAUCUCCUCCUUCAUGGUAUCAUAUGUUGUGAUACCCUUUGCAAUGAACUACAGACAGGUUCUGAGCACAAUUACUUCUGCCAGAGAGAAGACAGAAAAAGCUAUCUCCUUGACCUUUUCUGAGAUUUAUAAUGGAGUAUUCAUGAACAACAUGAUGGGGUUAGCCAUCUUCUUGGCUCUUGUUUACAUACGGGAUUUGUCUUGGGAUGUCUCAGCUGAAAUUCUGGUUGUUCUACUUAUAUGCACUGGGAUGACUCUCUUUACCAGCUUCUGCACCAAAUUCCCAUUCUGGACUUCCAUUCUUGCCUAUCUUCUCUACCCCUUAUCUCUUCUCCUCAUUUAUGUUCUCACCACUGUUUUUGGAUGGUCCUAA